UCAAAGCUUAUAAAAAUAUAAAAGCUUGCUUUUCAGUGUUACGUGUACUAAGAGCGCAGGCCUGAUUUCUGCCUUCAGGCCAAACAACCAGAGCCCUACGAGCGUCUUCUGGGUUCAGCAGCGCAUCCGUCGGACUCAGACAAGCCUGCUCACCACCUUCCAGUGAUCUGCCACUUACUCACUCAGCAGGUUACCGUCAUCCAUCAUCCUCAGCUCAUCUGUCCACAGAGCGGAGCUGAACCGCCGCCAGAGGGAGGAAAGCAGACAGUCCUCCUCUCUCAGCCGGGAGGAGAGGGAGCUCUGAGCGCUGUGCAUCCCCGGACCAGCGCCGGCCCUCCGGGGGCUGCUUUUCAAAGAAACGCCGCUAAAGUGGGACAAACCUGUUAUUACAGCCAAAGCAAGAGGACCGAGUAAUUCCGUCCAGCAGUCGGAAGAGAAGAAAUGUCAAGAGAAGGAUGAGAUGAGUAAGAGCAAUGCAGCUAAUGUAGCUUAAUCCAGUACAAGCAACAAAGAGGAAAGAUGGGGGACAGAAACCAGACAAUCGUGGCAGUUACAUUGUCUCAAGGCCAGCCUUUAGAGAGCCCUCAGGACGCCUUUUUGACAAACUAUGACAUUCUUUUGGAUUAUGACGUUCCCCUGGACGAGAUUCCGGACACAACUCAGGGCAGAGCCUUUUUUGUAGCCACCAUCAUUAUCGCUGUUGUUCUGGUCAGCAUCAUGCUUGUUUGCGGGAUUGGGAACUGCCUCUUCAUCGCCACAUUAGCACGUUACAAAAAACUACGGAACAUCACCAACCUGCUAAUUGCUAAUUUAGCAGUGUCAGACUUCCUGGUGGCAGUUGUGUGCUGUCCAUUCCUGGUGGAUUACUAUGUCGUUAAGCAGCUCUCGUGGGACCAUGGGAUCGUCCUGUGUGUUUCCAUCAACUACUUGAGGACAGUGUCUCUCUAUGUGUCCACUAAUGCCCUGCUGGCCAUCGCUGUAGAUAGGUACAUGGCAAUUGUGCACCCUUUGAAGCCACGGAUGAAGUACCAGACCGCCUACUGGCUCAUAUUUGGGGUUUGGAUCAUCCCCAUCCUGAUCUCUGUCCCCUCUGCGUACUUUGUCACAGAGCAGGAGUACCCUCCCAGUACUGUUGCCCACGACAACAAGAUCUUCUGUGCCCAGAUCUGGUCGGCAGAUCAGCAGCUGCUCUACCGCUCCUACUUUUUGUCUGUUCUAGUCGUGGAGUUCCUAGGGCCUGUGGUGGUCAUGGCGAUCUGCUAUGCCCGCAUCUCGCACGAACUGUGGUUCAAGAAUGUCCCAGGGUUUCCGACUGAGCAGCUCCAGAGGCGGUUGCGUCGUCGUCGUCAAACCGUUGUGGCAUUGAUUGCCGUGCUGGUGGCCUACGUGUUGUGCUGGGCACCAUAUUAUGGCUUUGCACUCUUGCGUGACUUUUAUCCAGCAUUAAUCACACGUGAGCGCAACUCACUGGUGGCCUUCUACAUCAUCGAAUGCAUUGCUAUGAGCAACGGCGUCAUCAACACGCUGUGCUUUGUGAGUGUGAGGAACAGUGCUGCCAAGUGUCUCAAGGGGACGAAACUUGUGCAAUGGCAUGCCAUUUCGAGGACCAAUGCUACCAUCUGCAAGAAGACAGAAGAGGGCGAUAUCAGGACUUCCUCGGUUAGAGUGACAGAAGAAGUAGAAUGUAAAACGAUAAAGUGAAGAAAUGGAAAGAAAGCAGAGGAAGGAAGAAAUUGAGAGAGUGUUCCUACUGUUGCUGAUUGCAUUGAAGCCAGUGAGGCGUUUUACUUACACCAAGGGACAUAUUGUGGCAUCUUAGGCUCCAUUCCUGAUAUAAAUUAUAUUUUAGGGUUACAGUCCAGUUGGACUAGUCCAGAAAGGGUAGCUGCUGGAUACAGCAGAAAUUUGUCCUUUAUAAAACUGAGGAGGAAUCCUUAUAGUGUUAACCUAGAUCUGGGAUAUUCAACUGCAGUCCAGCAGGUCCCGAAUUCUACUGUUCAACAUAUCUGUUAAUUACUAGGUUCAGUAAAGUUUUGUGUUCCUAGAAUAAAAAUGAAAAUAAAUACUAAAGUAAUCAUAAAGACAAAGUACUAAAGACAAAGACAAAUACUAAAGACAAAGUAAUAUGCCUCAAAACAGAGCCUUGAGGCACUUUAUGGGGUAAAGCAAUACACAAUGAAAGGAAAUCAACAAACUGUGCUGGAUUACAGCUCUUCAGAACUGGAAUUGCUUUAGCUUUUAUCCAUUGCCCUUUUCUUGUGAAGCAAGUGCAUAGUUCAAAGGACACAAGGUUUCACAGGGCGAACAAAUGAAAAUACCUCAGAACAAACUAAACUAAGCUCAUCUCCUGUGCCCUUUUUUGCUGGAAUUUAACUUUUCCUCUUUCAGUGAAAUGUUUUGUGUAAAGCUUUACUUCUGCAUGACCAAAUUCCACUCCACUUAAUUCCACAGAGCAAUCCAGUAGAUCCAAGCAGCUUCGUGGAACAUUCAUGAUACAUCUAGAAUUAACACUAAUGUUCUGCUGGCAUCUUCAAAACAAAGUUUGUGAUUUGCUAAAAGACAGCAGAGAAACGAAGGUAUUCUCAAAGGAUUCCAAUUGUCACCAGGUGUAAAUAAAAGCAAGGGCAACAAAAUCCAAAACAAAGUCCUUAAAGCAUAUAGGUCAUAAAGCAGUUAAGCUCACUGAUGCACACAUUGGCUUCAUCUGAAAUCUUGCACAUCUAUCAGUAAUAAGUAGUGUACCAAAAAAUCCAGAAAGCUUUGUGUGUCGAAAAUCAUGGUAUUCAUCAAGCAGUAGAAAAAAAAGUACCUGGAUGCUGCAUCACAUCUGCUUAAAACUGGAAUUGUGUGAACAUGGGACACCACUCAAUCCCAUGAUUCCAGCGGUAUGAUGGAGCUUCUGAGGCAAUCGGUCAACUUGGAGAACAUGGCUCAUCUCCCAGCUCAGGUGCGGGACAUAAACUUUAUAAACGGUGUUAUAAAUGAAAUGUGGGAAUAAAGUUUGCCCUUGACCAAAGUUUUGUCUUCUGGGUAAAGAAGCUAAUUUGUUACAUUCUGCUGUAAAUAAAAGGUCCAACAUUGCAGAUGCAACCAAAAUUCUGUAAGUAACAGCUGAGGUUAUGUUUAUUAUUGAUGUUUCAUGUGUGGCAAAACCACUGCAAUGCAUUGUGUGUGUAUAUAAUAAAAUAGAUAGUGAAUCUGA
Molecule: messenger RNA, 3202 nt
Organism: Pygocentrus nattereri (red-bellied piranha)
Lineage: Eukaryota; Metazoa; Chordata; Actinopteri; Characiformes; Serrasalmidae
Gene: prokr1a
Product: prokineticin receptor 1a
Exons: 3
Coding region: 520-1701 (393 amino acids)
Biological process (GO): neuropeptide signaling pathway
Cellular component (GO): membrane
Molecular function (GO): neuropeptide receptor activity
Source: RefSeq, a predicted model, not a curated record